Molecule: messenger RNA, 4662 nt
Organism: Chanos chanos (milkfish)
Lineage: Eukaryota; Metazoa; Chordata; Actinopteri; Gonorynchiformes; Chanidae
Gene: rims1a
Product: regulating synaptic membrane exocytosis 1a
Exons: 32
Coding region: 1-4662 (1553 amino acids)
Biological process (GO): calcium ion-regulated exocytosis of neurotransmitter; intracellular protein transport; regulation of synaptic plasticity
Cellular component (GO): presynaptic membrane; cytoskeleton of presynaptic active zone
Molecular function (GO): small GTPase binding; transmembrane transporter binding
Source: RefSeq, a predicted model, not a curated record
AUGUCCGCCUCGGUGGGGCCCCGCGGCGGCCCUCGCCCACCCACAGCGCCGCCUUCAAUGCCUGAACUGCCGGACCUCAGUCACCUAACGGAGGAGGAGAGAAAAAUUAUCAUGGCUGUGAUGGUGAGGCAGAAGGAGGAAGAGGCGAAGGAGCAGGCCAUGUUAAAAGAGGAGAAGCCCAUACAGGCCAGAACUGUCAACCUCGUCGGGAACAAGAAGCCCCCUCCGCAAAACGACAUCAGUUUGCACCAGCAGUUUGUCAACUAUAAGGAGCAGGUUCGGCGGAUCGGUGAGGACCCGACGAGACGGCAGCCGGGUCAGCAGAAAGAUGACGCCCCCACCUGUGGCAUCUGCCACAAGACCAAGUUUGCAGACGGCUGCGGAAACAUCUGCUCCUACUGCCAGACCAAGUUCUGCGCCCGCUGCGGAGGACGGGUUUCUCUGCGCUCCAGCAAUAAGGAGGACAAAGUAAUGUGGGUGUGCAAUCAGUGCCGUAAGCAACAGGAAAUCCUCACCAAAUCUGGAGACUGGUUUCCAGGGCAGGGGCAGAGGCCGGCCAGUCUGGGCACGGCGGUGAGUGAACCUGCCAUGUGCGGAGACACCACUGGAGAGAAGAAGGUGCGCUCCAGGUCUCAGAUUCCCAUUGGCACCACAACCUCCACUGCCCCGGAUACCCACCCUCCUGCUCCAGCUGACCUCAGCAAAGGACCCCCACCUGAGCAGCCUGACGGCCUUUCCUCCCGCUCACGCAGUGAACCUCCACAAGACAGGAAAAAAUCACCAUCAGCGGCAUCAGAGCAGAAUGGCAAAGCUGGGGCGAGAGGUGAAAGGCGGCGUGGAGCCGCAAAACUCCAAUCUCAGGCUUCAGAGGAGCGGGAGGCCGGUGAGGGUCGGCGGGAGAGUCGGCGGCUGGUUAAAGGACGCUCGCAGGAAAGAGAUGACGCUGAGAUGGAGGGGGGCAAGGGUGAGACCAGGAGGACGGAGGGGGAGCAGAGGCCCGUUCGACAAGAGUGCCGGGGCGAACCCAACGCUCCCCGUUACUCAGCCGCGCCUCAGUCCGGGGAGCAAGAGGGGCGUCCGCACCCAAAAGUGCCCCAGAUCAGACAGGGUGAAGGAGGCGUGUCUGAAAAGGAGGGUGGGGAUGUGGGACUGGGGGGCAGAGGGGGUCGGAGAUGGGCAGAAAGGGAACGCCAGGCUUCUCUGGAUAGCCAUCAGCAGGCCUAUACAGGGGACAGGACUGCGGGUGGAACAGGAAAGCAGGCCCCUCCCUCCAAACCAAAUCUAACUCCGCAGCCUCCGGCGGCAGGGUUCUGCGUAGGCCCCGCCGCACCUGCAGCCCCACCUGACCUCAGGGAGCCCCCAGAGUGGGGCAGGAAGCCGCAGCCGAGCCACCUGGACCCCGGCUCGGCCGCUGUCUUACGCAAGGCCAAACGAGAGAAGGCGGAGAGUAUGCUGCGAAACGACUCGCUCAGCUCCGACCAAUCCGAAUCUGUACGGCCACCCCCGCCACGCCCCUAUAAAACCAAACGCGGCGGCAACAAAAGACAGAUGUCAGUCAGCAGCUCUGAGGAGGAGGGUGCGUCAACGCCUGAGUACACCAGCGGCGAGGAUGUGGAAACAGAGAGUGUCAGUGAGAGAGGUGACUGGGAGUGCUAUCCACUCGAUCCAACUGUGUGGCAUCAUCCAGUUACAUGGCAGCCUUCCAAGGAAGGUGAUCAUUUAAUCGGCCGGAUCACUCUAAGCAAGCGCACGGCCAUGCCCAAAGAGGCUGGAGCACUCCUGGGACUAAAGGUUGUGGGAGGCAAGAUUACAGAGACGGGGCGAUUAGGAGCUUUCAUCACCAAAGUGAAGAAGGGGAGUCUGGCGGAUGUGGUGGGUCACCUACGGGCAGGCGAUGAGGUGUUACAGUGGAACGGUAAAUCUUUGCCUGGAGCAACCAAGAAAGAAGUUUACAACAUCAUUUUGGAUUCCCAGUCAGAACCACAAGUUGAAUUAGUUGUUUCAAGGCCAAUUGGUGAUAUACCGAGAAUGCCAGAAACAUCACACCCUCCACUGGAAUCCACAGGUUCCAGCUCCUUUGAGUCCCAGAAGAUGGAACGGCCAUCGAUAUCCGUCCUGUCCCCCUCCAGCCCCGGGGGUCUUCGAGAUGCCCCCCAGUUACUGCCAGGGCAGCUCUCUGUGAAAAUGUGGUAUGACAAAGUGGGUCAUCAGCUGAUCGUCAACGUGCUCCAGGCCACAGACCUGCCCCCCAGACUGGACGGCCGACCCAGAAACCCUUAUGUCAAAAUGUAUUUCCUGCCUGAUAGGAGUGAUAAGAGUAAGAGAAGGACCAAAACAGUGAAGAAAAGUCUGGAGCCCAAAUGGAAUCAGACGUUCGUGUACUCUCACGUUCAUCGGCGUGACUUCAGAGAACGCAUGCUAGAGAUUACAGUAUGGGACCAGCCCAGAGUUCUGGAGGAGGAGAGUGACUUCCUGGGAGAGAUCCUCAUCGAGCUGGAGACUGCCCUUCUGGAUGACAAACCUCACUGGUACAGACUGCAGACUCACGACCUCUCGUCCAUUCCUCUGCCUCACCCCUCGCCCUACCUGCCCCGCAGACACACCCACCCUGACACGCCCACCAAGAAACUCCAACGCUCUCAGCGUGUCUCAGACACAGAUUAUGAUGAUGGUAUUGGCGUAGUACAUACAGCUGUAGAAAAUCGACCACGGGAAAGAGAGAGAGACCGGUCCAGGGAUAGGGAGAGAGCCACCACAUUGGAGGUCCCUGAACAGCAGAGGUCAUCCCACCAUCGCUCUCGCUCUGUGUCUCCUCACAGAGAGGAGGAGAGUAGGGCCCGCUCCCGCCCUCCAAACAUCCCCAUGCAGAGGAGUCUAGACGAAGUUCAGCACAGUCGCCGAUCCCGUUCCCCCACCCGUUACCAUGACCGCGCCCGUGUGCAUCAGGAGAGAGAAUAUAUAGAUGACAGUGAGGUCAUCUUGAUUCACAGAUCAAUGCGGGGUAGAAGCGCAGAAUGUCUGCACGCCACAAGUGAUCUUCAGCCCCCUCUUGACAGGGUUAGAAGUGCUAGCACCAGCUGUCUGACACCAGAUACUAAUUCACACUCACCUGAAAGAGAAAGGAACUUCCAGUCUCUUCCCCGAACCCGACCCACCAGCCCCAGGAUCUUAAUCCAACACGCCUCCCCUGAGGAUGACAGCUGGGUCCUGGAACCUGUUUUUCCCACUCAGGAGACGGUGAAUCACCUGAGUGCAAAGCCAGGCCUACAGAGGCAGUCAAGGACUUUGGACAAGCCUAGCUGUCAGAAACCUGGCAAGAAAAUCUCUGACAGUGAGAGGACGCAUCAAAACGCCUCAUAUUCCUCAUCUACAGGGACUCCCACGUCAGCUCGCAGGGGCAGACAGUUACCACAGGUUCCUGCCAAAAGCAGCAGUGUAGAACAGGCUCUGGCAGCGGAGGACAGAGUGCGUCAGAUGAAGAUUCAUCCUUACAGGACGCCUGCUUCCUCCAGUACCAGCCAAGACCUGGAGAGGGCGCUCAAGAACAAACGAGAGCUGUAUAAGGAGCAGCGGCGGAGCUGUGAUAACGUCUCCCAUAAGUCCUCAGACAGUGACGUCAGUGACGUGUCAGCCAUCUCUCGCGCCAGCAGUGCCUCACGGAUCAGUAGCACCAGCUACAUGUCCAUCCAAUCAGAACGGCCCCGGGGCCGGUUCAGCCGUCAGACGCGUCCCUCGGGCCACAGCAUGCUGAAGAGUACGAGCGUGAGUGGAGAGAUCUACGCUCUGGAGCGGACGGACGGCAGCCAGUCGGACACGGCCCUGGGAACGCUAGGAGGAGGAGGUAAAAAACGGCGAUCCAGUCUGAGCGCCCGCGUGGUCGCUAUCGUGGGCCUUCCCUCCCGACGCAGCCGUAGCACUUCUCAGCUCAGCCAGACGGAAGCAGCAAACAAGAAGGCGAAGGGAUCCAGUCAGAUCCAACGCAGUCAGGAGACGGGCAUGGCCGUGGAGUACCCACGCAGCACCAUGGCACGACAGGCCAGCCGCGAAUCAACCGACGGCAGCAUGAACAGUUACAGCUCUGAGGGGAAUCUAAUCUUCUCAGGCAUGAGGCUGGGAGCUGAUAGCCAGUUCAGUGACUUUCUGGAUGGCCUGGGACCUGCUCAGCUGGUAGGGAGGCAAACACUGGCCACGCCCGCCAUGGGCGACGUCCAGAUUGGCUUAAUGGACAAAAAGGGUCAACUGGAGGUGGAGGUGAUCAGAGCUCGUGGCCUUACACCCAAACCAGGAUCCAAAUCCCUCCCGGCUCCUUAUGUCAAGGUCUACUUGCUGGAUAACGGAGUAUGUAAAGCCAAAAAGAAAACCAAGAUUGCACGAAAAACGCUCGACCCGUUGUACCAGCAGGCGCUGCUGUUUGAGGAGAGCCCGCAGGGUAAAGUACUCCAGGUCAUAGUCUGGGGGGACUAUGGGCGCAUGGACCACAAAUGCUUCAUGGGAGUUGCACAGAUUCUGUUGGAGGAGCUGGACCUGUCAAGCACAGUGAUUGGCUGGUACAAACUAUUUCCCCCCUCUUCAUUAGUGGACCCUACGUUAGCUCCCCUCACACGACGUGCUUCCCAGUCAUCACUAGACAGCUCUGCAGGGCCGCCAGGCGUAAGGUCCUAG